Messenger RNA from Lasiosphaeria miniovina, 1068 nucleotides. RefSeq lists its product as uncharacterized. The record is from RefSeq and is a predicted model, not a curated record. The transcript has a single exon. Bases 1 to 1068 code for a protein of 355 amino acids. NCBI's taxonomy places the organism in Eukaryota, Fungi, Ascomycota, Sordariomycetes, Sordariales, Lasiosphaeriaceae.
AUGAUCAGCAAAAUCCAGUCCAUCGUUGCCAGCGCCGCCCUCUUGGGCGUCGCCAGCGGCCACAUGAUCAUGAACACACCUACGCCAUACAACCUCCACCACAGCACCCCCCUCGUCCAGGUCAGCCCCCUCGGGCCAGGCCUUCCCUUCCCCUGCCAAGGGAACCAGGACAUCGAGCAGGUGACCACCAUCACAGCGGGCGCGACCCAGCUGGUGAACUUCACCGGCGGUGCCCAGCACGGCGGCGGCUCGUGCCAGUUUUCUCUGACGUACGAGUACCCGCCGCCAGCCGACAAGUCCAAGUGGAAGACCAUCUACACACUGAUCGGCGGGUGCCCAGUCUCCGCGGCAGGAAACCUGCCAACAGCUGGCACUGACGCUGACGGGCGCGCCGACUCGGUGCACUGCGGAAACGACUCUGGCACUGAGUGCAUCCGGCAGUUCGAGAUCCCCAUCCCCAAGGGCGUGCCUAGCGGAAAUGCUACGUUUGCGUGGACCUGGUACAACAAGAUCGGAAAUCGUGAGCUGUACAUGAACUGCGCACCUGUUAGCAUCACGGGCGGCGCGAGCGACACGACCUUCUUCGACGCGCUGCCGCAGAUGUUCGUGGCCAACAUCCCCGGCGAGUGCACGACCAACAACGGCGUGCUCAACAUCCCCAACCCCGGCAGCUUUGGCAAGAUCCUCGAGCAGCCCGCCCCCGACAGCGAGGGCACCUGCGAGAAGGCCGCCGGCAUCCCCACCUUUGACGGUGCCCCUGGCAGUGGCAGUGCGCCCCCUCCUUCCCCUCCCGCCACCACCUCGGGCAGCGACACCACGCCUCCCGCGGCCACUGCCACUGCCACUGCCACUGCCACUGCCACUGCCACCCCGCUGCCUCCCACUGCCACUGAGACGCCCGCGGGCGGCUCUGGGUCCUGCUCCCCCGACGGCGCCAUCGUGUGCCUCGAGCCCGGCUUCUUCGGCAUCUGCGACCACGGCUUCGCCGUCAAGCAGGCCCUGGCCCCCGGCACCACGUGCGCCGGCGGCCAGAUCUCGCGCCGCAGCGUGCGCUUCUUCCGCGCCUAG